AUGGGGGAUUUCCCUCUAAAUGGUUUGGGGGACUUCACUGGCAAAAGCAUGGGUGACUUGGAUGAUGGACUUUUCUAUGGAACAGCAACAGCCCAGAGUCAACCAUUGGAUAACCAACACCUCAACCAGAACAGUAAAUGGACCUUUUUUUACUUGACAUAUUUUAAUCUUGAUUAAUUUUGAACUUUUUAAUAUUAACUUAAAAUGUCUUGAAUCCAACUACUGUUAAUAUGACUCUCGUCAAGAGCUGCAUUUAAACUCCUUAACAUGAAUAUAGUCAAGUUACAAUCAACACCACUAUAUUUAACAAGAUGUUUUUUUGUUUGGCUAAAACAUUGUCAGAAAAUUGCUAUUAUUUUGACAUAGACCAAAGUUUUUUUUGCACCCAGGCAUGUGGUCAAAGUGGGCUUUCAGUUCACAGCAAUUUUCUUAUAAAUUAAAGUGGGUAGAACAUCAAAAAAAGCCUCUGUGAGAAUUAAAUUGAGCUUGUUUUGGUGGGUGAAUUGAACCUUGGUAACAGUUUACUGACACCAGUUGACUUAACAUAUAUCCUACAGACAAAUUGAUAAAGAUAACCAUUACAUUAAGCACAGGAAAUUAUAGAAAUGUAGUUUUAAGGAUUAUAUAAAAGGUGCAAUGAAAAGGUUUUAAACAAUUAUAAUCAUUUGUAUAAGGGUUUUGUCAAUUAGGUUGACUGUAGUUUUUACACUGAUUUUCCUGAAUGAGCGGCUUAUGGGUUGGAUUAGAAAACAGGCUGCAUUCACAAAGGUGUAUUUACCAAUUUCAUUGUUCUCUUUACUGUUUCUUUGGUGUAUAAAUCGCAUGUAAAUUGUACAACUGUGCGUCGUAAUUUGAGCUGAAAUAGUGGUAUUUAGAGCAGCUUUUGUUUCCAGUUUUGCUCUUUAUGAGAAGUGAUACGGUUGAUAGGUUUACUCCAUAGGAAGAAGAUGUUUUGAGUGGAGCCCAGGAGAGUCUUUGUUUGUAUGAAAAAGUUAUCAAACAGAGAGGCUGCUUUCUUCAAGGACCACAGAGCAGUUUUCUUGAGGAGUGUGAAUUGGGUCCUGUGGGAGAGCACUACUGUUUUCUUAAUUAAUUCAUCUUUUCAAAAGAGGUACAUGUGGAAGUCUAUGUGGUGGACCAAAGACAAGUAUUGAAUGGGGAUGGAAGACAAUGGAAUUGCUUGUGGUCUUUGAAUAAUUAAGCUCCACUAUUGAGUUGGUGGUAACAAAGACCAUGCAAUAGCUUGUGCGGUUGGCCUUUUAUUUUGACUCUGGUUUCUUUUUCAACUGGCAAGGUUGCGUUGAACAAUUGUACAGAAUUUAAAUAUGGCCUCUCAAAAGUGUUUACUUUCUUUUCUGUUGGUAUCAGUUCCUCUAUGUCUUUGAAAAUUUAGCUUAUUCAAACAUGUUGGAAUUAAGCUUUGUUUGCAUAAUUUUUCACGGGCUGUGAACUCUUAAGUCCUCAUGCAAAUUUGCCCUGCUUGACAACAUACAGCCUGUAUAUUUGUUGGGGCAUGCAGGGUGAUUUGUGUAGUAAAUUCAUAAGGUAGGCAUGCGAGUUUUACUUUUGUGUUUUUUACAACUUAAUCGUUCAGUUUGUUUCAAAAUCUGUGUAGCACACGUUUAAGUAGGUGAGGGUUAGUUUUAGGGAAGAAACUGACCCUGUAUACAUGAUAUAUUGGCAGAUCAGAAUCAAAGAAGUCUUUGAAAGAUUUUGAACUGUUAGGUUCCAUGCUGACUUUGUAGUGUAUGUCUAAAGUUGAAAAAUUGAAACCAAUACUAACAUGAUGGCCAUUUAUAAAUAUUGCCACUGGCAAAUUAUGUUGAGAUUUGGUUGCUAAUUAUCAACAAAGAUUACAUGCUUUUUGGAUGGGUGUUUAAUUACAUCUUAAGUUAAGUUCCUUUGUUGGUAAUUUGGCAUAUAUAAUUAUGAUGCCACAAGAGGGAAGUGUUGUUUAUCAGAUCAAAAGGAAUUAAUCAGAGAACACUGUUUCAAUGGUUUUCACACCAUUGUUAGCACAAGAAGGACAAAGCAGAGUGUUUGCACUUUCAUUUUUUGACUUAAUCUCACAGCCCUAGCUAACUGCACAGAUUACUUGGAGAUUUGUUUAGUACAGUUUGGAAGAUAUGUUAUGAAGGGUAAAUGUGUUCAGAAUUUGGUAGAAUAUUUAUGUCACUAGGUAGAUGAGCAUGGCUACUAGUAAGACCCCUCAGAGCAAUCUGGGAACAUUGCACAGUAUACAUAAUUUAAGUUACUUUGCAUGAAGUAUACUGUGGUCCACUUUCACAGUAAUCUACCUGUUCUGAGGCCAGUCACUCAAAGGGUGGACAAUGCUAUCCAAUAGUUUAAUUACUGUCUAGUGGAGAAGUUUUUAGAAAGGGUUUUGUGCUAUUCAGUGGAAAUAAAUGUAUCUUUUGGAAGGCAUUAUCUACCCUACGAGCAACUGGGUCGUGGAGGGUAGAACUGAUAAAGCCCUUGUGUGCAGCACUCAGAAGUAGACAGGGUCAUGGUAUUUCCAUUUGUGUUUUUGAAACUCCCAGUAAGCUCUGCGUAUUCCUAGAAGUGACUGGGCUCAGGUAUGCUUUCUGCCACUUGAGGGAGUCCAGUAUGAAAUACAGUAAAAAGUGUUAGGUUUAAACUCUGAUGGAUCAGUGUUAGUGAUACUCCUGCAUGCAUAUUAGCAGAACUAGUAGAAGCUCCUCCUGACAGUUACCCUAAGGUGGAAAAGAUAAUUCAUUAUCACAUCCUCUGUGGACCAUAAUUUAAGAAUAUCUUUAAGUUGUUAAUACUGUGAUUAUAAGAAAAUCAUAUUUUCUGUAGGUGCUGGAAUGAGCCUGAGCAUGGAACGGCACAUUCAACAAACUAAUGAAAGACUCCAGUGUAUAAAACAGCACCUGUCCUCUCCACAAGGAUUUCAGACUUCUGCAAGAGAACUUCUGGAAUGGUGUGGGGAUGUACGUGCUUUUCAACGAGCAUUUGAAAGCAACUUGAUGGGAUGUCUCACGGUAGGCAUUGUUUUAUCAGUUUGGUUGUACAAACUGGAUAGUCAAUCUUGCAGUUGUAAUAAUUAAGCCUUGUCCUUGAGGCAUGAAGGUGUGAACUCAUGAAAAAGUGGUACCUGUAGGCAUUAGCCUAUAUUUGGUGAAAAACCAUCUUUGUAUAUUUGUCGCUUGAUAUUACCUGUUCUGAGGAAGGAAGAGUUUUGCAAGAGCAAGGCUCAGGGAAAACUGUGAAAUUUGAGGAACAGAUAAUGUCCAAGAACAAGCAUAUUUUUUGUGCCAUAUUUGCUUAUUUUCUUUCAAAAUUUUUUGUUUUAUAUGGAGAAAAAAAUGUUUGAAUAGCUAACUGUUUACUUUGUUGGAAGUUCACCCUUUGUGUGGUUUCUGGUGCAAUUUGAUAAACAAUGAAAUUUGUGCCUACUGUAGAAACAGCAAAAUGCUCUCUUGUUGAAUGGAAUUUUAAAUGAAAGCUUUAAUUGUACUCCACACAGGAUUUAAAAUUUGGAAAAUAUUAAUUAGAGAAUAUUCCAGGAUAAAGAUAUGUUUUAGCUGGGGCAGAUUUGUCCACGUGAUGCAUUUAGACCAAUUGCAGGAGAGCAAAAAUGUGUCAGUGAUGGAUUGUAAAUUAGGAUUUUGAGUUUAAGUUUCAAGUUUUCUAAUUAGAUGUGCUAUACUUGUCUAGCUAAAUCUAUAUUGUACAGAUUGUUUAUGUACCAAAACUUUGCAAUUUACUGUUGUGUAGGUUGUGAGUCAAGUUGCAGCCAAUCCAGGUUAUGAUUUGGAUUUAGGUAUGUGCACCAGUUUUGCUUCCUUCGUAUUCCUCUGUUUAACAACACUGAUAAUUCUGCAUUGACCAAUUGCAGGGGAUAUUAGGAUGAUUGGAUUAUUUAACAUUUCUGAAGAGUGAUUUAUCUUAAGUACUAAUCUGGAUAGCUUAUUUUCCAUUCUGCAUACUCUUGCUUUUAAUGAGCCAUUCUAUUUAAUUUAUACAACUGAUUACAGGAUAAGUUUCAUAUACAGUUCUUAACCCACCAAAAGAGUGAGUUUGUCUAGAAGGACUCUAAAUAAUCAGUUAAAUACUGACCAUAGAUACACCUGGAACAUAAAGUUUCUUAGUGUUGUGCAUAAAUUCAGACACAAAAAUUCUAAUUUCAAUCACAUUAACCAAAAGCCUCUGACAAAUUAAAGUGGUUUCAUGGCAUGGAGAUGUGCAUUUCAAGAUUGACCACAAAUCUACUUUGUGAAGUCUUAUAAAUUUCCAUUUUUUUAGGUUACCGACUCCUGGCUGUUUGUGCUGCACACAGAGACAAGUUCACCACAAAGUCAGCUGGUAGGUACCUCCAUCUUUAUCAUUAAAUAUACUUUGUGACACCUUAGGAUAAAACACGAAUAAUGGUUGUAAAGUAUUUUUAAAGCCAAGGAAACUGAAAUUUCAAUGGAAAGUGAGGUAUUAUUGAAUAAAGAGCACUAUGACUCAUUUGUUUUGUCAGUCUAUAUUGUUUUGUUGAGGCACUUGUAUGAAUAUUCCUUGCUACAAUUUUUUAUGGGGAAAAGGAAGCUUUUAGUGGAAAAAGAAAGGUUGUUGUAGGGCUACUGUUGGCAAAUUUAGUAUUUAUUUUAUAAGGAAAAUUCUCUUUUCUAAGAUUCAUUUUGGGAAAGAGUCAGAGAUUUUUAGUAAGUGACAAUGCCAAGCAAUGUUUUAAAACUUAUGAUUCUGGUGUGUAAUAUUUAAAAAAAAGAACAUUAAAAAAAUCAGAUGAGAUUAUUGAGCUUGUUAUCCGUGUACCAGUGAUGGCCAAGUUUUGUUGUGCAUGCACGACUGGCUCAUGAUGCAAUAUCUUAUGAUAUAAAAUGUGAUGCACACAAAUGAAUUUGUUAAGAGCUGUGAACGUUAAAAUUUGGUUUGUGUUUGUUGAGGGAUUAAGGUAGCAGUUGCUAGGUGGAAAGUUAAACUCCUUUGUGUAGGAUUAGUAUAUUAAACAAGUGUGGUGAAGGUGGGCUGGUGUGGGAACAAGGUCAUAAAUUUGCGGGUGGGAAGACUGAAAGAACAUGCAAUCAUUUCUUGGAGUUUUGUGAUGGGUUUAGAGUCAAAAAAUAAAACUAAGGUGCAGGUUCUGAAGCACAGUGUCAGUGUACUUGACUAUGAGAUUAGGCUCACUUUUACACUGAAAUUAUCUGGUGGACAUAAUCUUGCAUGUUCAGUUUUACUUCUUGCAAAAUAUUUUCCCGUGUUGUAUUGUGAAGGUGACUAAACCUUUGAAAUCACAAUGGUAAUGUUGACUUCAUCAACAAAAACUGUCAAGAAAUAUUGUCAUGGAAGUGUCUUCUUCUUCUUUUUUUUUUUUUUUAACAUAAGAUGUCAAACUUGAGUAAUAUUCACAGCUGUGAAAACCAAAGCAGUAUUUUAUACAUGAGCUGUUUUUGUUUUCUUGUUUGAUGUUAAAUGGAUCAAAGUACUGGUUGUUCAUAAAGAAAACUAUUGAAAUGAACACUUAAUUAGCCAAAAAUGGCAUUAUUUAUAUUUGCCCUCUGCAGAUUCCCAACCUAAUAUUGCUACAUUGUAUUGAUCAUGUGUUAUUCUCAGCGAUGUUAGGUGUUUGGUGUGAAGAUCUCGGCAGACUUCUCUUACUUCGGCAUCAAAAGCAGAGAAAUGUUGAUACUCAGAAGACAGCAGGCUACCCCACAGCACCAGGAAACAAGCUUGCUCAGAUGAAUCAGUUGAACCCAAUGAAUCAAUUAAGUCAGCUCUCAAACAAGUAAGUCACUUGUUGGGUUUUUUAAAACUAAUUUUUUGUGUAGUCUUGCACUUUGAAGUGUUAGAUUGUUCUUGUGUUAAUUAACAUCAUAACUGAGUAUUUUAACCUUCUGUUUGCUUACCGUGCCACUUCCUUUUGCUGUUGCUGAUCCUCGAGGGCUGCUAAUAAAUGCUUGUUGGUCUCCUGCCUUAAAACAGUAGCAAUUAAACCAGCUUUGAACACAUGGUCUAGUUUACCUGAAUUAAUUACUGUGGAUUUGUUUUGAAUUCAUUAGGCAUCAGCUUGAAAUCUCUUGGCAAGAGAAUAUUCAACAGGUUUUGUGGUGUUCUCUUAGUUUCCUUUGCUAAAAUGAUGAUCUGAGAAACAAAUUGAUUUUAAGCUUAUGAACUUAAAGAAUUUGGGUUUACAACUUCUGCUCCUGUGGAAACUAUUGCCACAGAAAUUUACAUUUUUGUAGAUAAUGUCCCUAGAGAUUAGUCACUGCAUUUGAUAUCCCUGCAUAAGAAAUCUCUCUUACCUCAAAUUUUUUUUAGAAACCAAGAAUUUUGCUCCAAUUAUUAGUAAUUUAACUGUUUGCCAAUUAAUAAAGUAACCAUGCAGUAAAUUUGAUUUUGUGUGAUAAGGCUUAACUACUAGACUCAGUGUGUCGCAAUAAUAAGUUGAAAAGACCAAUAUUUUUACACCUUUUUUAAUUUUAGAUAUUAUGAAAAUUCAGAAGUGAUUUCUAGAGUUUUCGGAAGUUAAUACUGAUAUUGAUUAAAAAAGGCUUGAUUACUUGAGGUCUAAACAUCCUUUUUCUAUUAACAUGGUUAUAAAGAACACUGGGUAUACUGCCCUUGCGAUUUUUUUUUUAUCUCAGAAGGCUGUAACUGUUUAAUGCCUCGACAGUCAUGAGAUCCCCUAUAGUGUCCUGCUUGUUUUCCAUGAGGAGAAUAAGAGCCCUCUAUGUUCAUUUAAACUUUGCAAAUAUCUAAGCACUGAAUGGUUCAUUGUGAUUUUGUUCUGAAUCAGUGAUGUUGUGCAAGAGGAAUUGUUUGAGCAGCUAAUUUCCUGUUAUCAGCACAUCAAUUGAAUAUCACUGGCCAGGGGCAAUAUUUUAUUCAAGAUGUGUUCUCAGUAUGUACUUACUAGGAUAAGACAAUUGUCCUUAGGUCAGUUCCCACACGUAAGCAAUUGACCCAAGGCAUAGAUAUUUGACAAUGGUGCUUAAUACGUAACUCUUAUAUUACAGUGAUGCAUCGACUGUCAUGUGGCCACAGAGUACUCAAGGUCAUGGCCAACAGCAGCCGUCACUAUCUGUGGUGACAACAGUUUGGGGUGUCACGUCCCCAAUGACUAAUGGAACAGCAAACAUGACACAUGAUCCAACCAAUCCAGGAAUUCCCACCACAAACACAGUUAAUUCUGUGGGACAUCCCUACCUCUCAACUUCUGCAAAUCCAAAGCAAUAUGCACAAUCAGGUCAGAAUGAAAUUGUGUUUUCUUUAUGUAUACUAAGAAAUUAAUCAAUACUGAUACCUUCCUAAAUAUUAUGAGGCUUUUGGGGGAUAUGUCGUCAAAUGUUAAGGUUUUCAAUUGGUUUUAUUCACUCUGUUUAGUGAUGGUGUACGAUAUCAAAUUCAUUUCAAGUGGCUAUGUUCAGUUUAAUUGCAUGUACCUUUUCAAUAUCAUGCUUGUGGCAGUGAAUGUUUAAAGGUAGAAUCAUUACUAUCCACUGAAUGAAUUUAAUCUCUAUUAGAUAACAGUUAGGGAGAUAUUGCAUUCUGUAGGGGAUAGCAAGUGAUCUUCAGUAUUAUGACUCAGUAACUCCCAAACUUGCUUUAAAAUGAAUUCUUUUAAACACAAAAUUAAGGCUUUCAAUAAGAGUCAGGGUAGGAAAAAUGUUUAAGAGUCAGGGUAGGAAAAAUGUUUAAGAGUAAGUAGAGAACUGAGUAUGUGUUCCUAAGAAACAAAUAAAUAAAUUAAAUUGCUGCCAUGCACUUUCAAACAGAAUUAGAGCAAGUUCCUCAUUUGCUUUUUCAUGAAUUGAUCUUGGCUCAUUUUAAGCUUGUACUUUGUGAUUACAGUUUGGUACUAGAUUUAAACUUUGGGGUAAUACUUCAACCUAAAAAGGUGGUGGAAGCUUGUCAAAUAGCCAGCAGAAUUCACAGGCCAACUGCCCUAAUAGAAAACCUUGCAAACUUUCAAACUAUCCUGUGAAAGUGUUACCAAAUACUAAACUUACAAAGUUGUUACUUGACUGGACAUGACAGCACAAGGAAAUGCAUGGAAGCUUUAAAUGAGGUUAACCAAUCAGAGCUUGAUUGUAUGGUUUGAUUUAAAGGCAGCCCAUAUUUUUUUCCCAAUUUCACUUUGAAGUUGUGCAUUACCACUCAACUCUAGCUUUACCUCUUCAGCUCAAGAAGAAGCGGGUAAUGUGCUGAAAAACAUUUGUAGCAACUAAAUGUAUUGAAGGAUAAUGUAAAAUUUCUUUGUUAUCUGUCUGUAAAAAGGGGGUUACCCAGCAAGACCAGGAAGCAGGCUUCCUCAAGAGACAACACAGCCUGUAGCACAGAACUACAUGCAGCGGCAAAACAGCUUCCCUGCCACAGGAAGCACACCCAGUGUUCCUCCUGGAAGUAAUAAUUAUUACUCACAGCAAAAUGCUGGUCCACCUAAUGCAUCACCCUUUCCACAGCCUGCUGCCAACCCAGCUGCUGCUGCGGCUGCAGCUGCUGUUGCUGCAGCAGCUGCUACAGCGACGGCAACAGCCACAGCAACUGCCACAGCUGCACUUCAAGAUCAGCAACAAAUGGGUAAGUGAAGAAAAAAGAAAACAGAAAACUCAAAUUUGAUCCUCUAGGGUAACAAAGCUGUAAUAUAGUAACAUAUGGGGCAGGAAUGGAAGUGAUUUUGCCACAGGCCAGAAAAGUUUUGCCAUUUUGCCAGCAUACUCAGAGACUCAGAAGUUUUAAUUUGUUGGAGUAUAUAUAGUGCCUACAGCAUUACACUCUUUGAAAGUUUGAUGGGCAAUUUUUGAAGGAAGCCUUUACUUAAGAUGUUUCUUUUGGGUUUGGUGUUAGCCAUUCCACCAUGAAUUUCCCCUUGACUGAUUUUUACAAGUCAUUUGAAGAUCUGUGUUUGUAAUGAUCACAGAUGUAUUGAGAAUAUCCUUAAGGAGGUUCUGAUAAAGUGUUGCUUAUAAAUUUCUACAUACACUCUGCUUUUCCUAGUUUUUAAUGAAUUUGGGAUCCUCUUUGCAUUUUCUCUACAGAUUAUGGUUUCCCUCCAGGGCAGAGCCAAUAUGGUCCCAACCAAGCCAGCCACCCGCAACACCCUCCCCCACCAUAUCAGCGCAGCAACUUCCCCCAAUAUCCACAGCCAUUUGGACAACAGCAGCAGCAACAACCUGGUGCCCAGCAGGGUAUGCAGAAACCCAACUCUGGGAUCAGCCGCACUCAAUAUUUACAGGAUUACAUGAUGAGAAAACAACAACAGCAGCAACAACAGCAAUUGCAACAACAACAGCAAAUGCAACAACAUUACAAGCAGCAGUAUGCUGGACAAUAUGGGGUAAGGUGUACUCUUUUUUACUUUUUGUUCUAAUGCUUUGGAUGAUGAAAUUUAGCUAACUUCAUACCUCUUAACCAUUAUGUCACCUACACACUUUUGACUACCAUAAAUAAUUUAGCUUUAGAAGUGUCCUUGGGUAUAACAUACAAGGUGAGUUGGCAUAGAAAAUGCCCCUUUAAAUUUUUGUGGUGAUGAAGCUGCUCUUUGUAUAACUAUACCAUCUCAUGAGAAAUAGCAUAUUAAAUUAAAUCAUCAUAAAGGUUUUGCAAGUUUUCACUUGUGAAUGUUUGAUAGCAAAUGUCAAAUGAUAUUUUAAAUGUUUGUUUAUUCAUCAUUCCAUGAUGUAUAAAAUAAGUACAUGCAGCCUUUCCAUCUCCUUGAUUGCCCCUUAAACCAUUUUUUUUUUUUUGGUGUGGGAUUACUGUGUAAUUGUUCAGUUUUGAAGUUCAGUGGACCAAUAGGGUGGAGUCAUAGGCAAAAAGUAGUUAGAAAGUGCUAACCCCCUGUAUGACUGUUAUUCUUUUGUGCAAUAAAGCCAUCAUGUGGUUUUUGUGUUCAAUAAAUUUUUUUUCCUUUUCAGCAACAGGGUGGCUAUCAGAUGCCUUCUUCAUAUCAAGCACAGGCUGGUUAUCAACAACAACCAACACCUCCUCCACCCUAUACACCAAGUAUGAGCCCCAUGUCACAGAUGAACCAACAGAUGGGACACAUGAUGCAGCCAAACUCAGUCAACCAAUCAAUGGGGCAGAUAAACCAGCCAGUUGGACCACAGAUAGGCCCGCAGAUGCCACCAAUAGGUCCAUUAAACCAGAUGUCUCAAAUGAGUCCCAUGAGUCAAAUGCCACAAGUGCCACAAGGUCCUCAGCUGCCAUCAGUGGGGCAGAUACCCCAACCAGGAAUGUAUGGCCCUCAUCUGCCGCAACAGGGGCCACGACCCAUGCAGAGACGACGCAAGAGUACACCCCAGUAUCCUAAUGCUACAAUGGCAAAUGCAAUGUCACCGCCAGUCACACCAGGGGCAAUGCCAAGCCCUUACAUGAGUAUCAGUGAUGCUGCCCUGAAUCCAUCCAACUGUUAUGACAUCAAACCCCAAGUGGUUCCUAACACUGCUUCACCACAAGCUUAUGAGGAUGUCAAGCCCACAAGGUUGAAUAGUAAGUGAGAUAAGUCCUAUAUUUAUUUUCUUCUUUUUACAAAUCGAUCACCAUUGAAUUGUGUGUAUGUUGUUGAAUAUCACCAUUUCAGAGUCCCAGAGCCACUGGCAGUUCUUUGUAGGCUUUUACAAAUAUUAUCACAAAUAACAACAUUUGUUUUAGUUAAGCAACUGGCAGUCCUUCCUAGGCUUCUACAAAUAUUAUCGCAAAUAACAUCAUUCCUUUUAGUUUAGAACAAUAAUUUUUAACAGACCUUUUUAGCUGUGCAGACAGUUGCAAGGUACAUUUGUGCAAAGUUGGCUGAAUUGCGGUCAUACUAUUUUGCAAUGAACUUUUGAAUACUCCCUGUUGCAUAUUGUCUUGGUAUUGUGGGUUACACAUACUCUGUAGAUGUCCACUGGCACUUAUUUGUAAUCAGCUGUAGGGCUUUGAUACAAAUACCAUUAGCUUUAAAUUUGUCAUUCCUUCUUUAGGAGCUGACUUUAUUAGAGUAACAUAGAUCAGUCUGUUUAACACAGUUUUUUAUGUAUUCCUCUCUGUCAUUAUUAGGUGAAAACGAUGUCAUAAGAUUGACAUUUCCUGUAAGAGAUGGCAUAGUCCUUGCUCCCUUUAGACUGGAGCAUAAUCUGGCAGUCAGUAAUCAUGUGUUCCAUCUCAGGGACUCGGUCCAUCAGACACUAAUGAUGAGGUAACGUUUCAUUUUUAAUUAUUUACUUUUUAUCCUCUUUGACCCUCUUUUGACUUCCAGGAGGAACCAGUGUUUUAUUUUCUUCAAAUAUAGAAUUACCAGGGACAAUGUCAAGCAAAUAAAUAAAUUAAAAAUUUGACUAAGGAGUAGAAUCUUUAACUAUGGUGUAGCAUGGAAUUUUUUAGGACUUCUAUUUUGUGGAUUAGCCAUUUUUUUCCUUUUGUUUAAAGGGGAAAAAGUUUUGGGAUUGAGAUUAAUUAAAUUUUUGUUGGAAAGUUAUUUUUACUAUUUUUUGAUCAAGCAUCAAAACACUUCUAGGGAAAUGAGUCAUGUUUUCACCUUUUUUUUGAGGGGGGAGUGGGGUGGGUGGGGGAAACUAAAUUCUGUAGGGACAUGUUUUUGUAGAUCAAGGGCUAUCCUUUAAAUAAAAACCAGAAAUAUUUUCAUUAUAUAUUGUGGGGCAGAUUUAGCAUUUAGAUCAUGAGACUUAAAGUGUUAAAAGGGCUCACAAAGUCGUUAUUCUAGGAAUUAUGUGCAAGGCAUGGGAAACAAGGAACAGUGGGUGUUUUAUAUAGAACUUGAGGGUCUUUCUUAAGAAGAAGUUAAAUGUGCAAGAGUGUAAAAAUUUGAGAACAAAUUUUUCCUUUCCAGACCUGAUCUUGAGCUUCAGUUCAAAUGCUACCACCAUGAAGAUAAACAGAUGUAUACAAAUUGGCCACAGUCUGUGACUGUCAGUGUGAAUGCCAACCCUCUUAUUAUUGAAAGGGUGCGUCAAAAUCAGGAGUUAUAUUUUAUUUUUUUUUAAUAUGUUACUAAUGUGUUGCUGAAAUAACCAUUCCAUAUAGAUGUGUCUUUGUUGGUUUAUUGAUUAACUAAAACCCAGUAGACCCUUGUAUGAAUGUGUUGUUGGUGUUAAACUAGCAAUUUGAUAAAUAUAUAUUUUUGAAUUUAUUUAUUUAUUUUGUUACAGCAAGGGGACAAUAAAACUUCGCAUAAACCUCUUCAUUUGAAGAAUGUUUGUAAACCAGGAAGGAACACAAUACAGAUUACAGUCACAGCUUGCUGCUGUGUAAGUAACAUCAACAUUUCGAUCAUUUGGUAUUCUUUUUCAUAUGAUAAGCAUUAUUAUUUACGAAACUUGUUUUUAAUGUUUAUCCUUUCAGUCCCACCUCUUCGUUCUUCAGUUGGUCCACAGACCUUCCGUAAGCUCAGUUUUACAAAGCUUGUUACGUAAAAGACUUCUUCCAGCAGAACACUGUAUCACAAAAAGUGAGUAUUGCAAAUACUUGCUUCUGUACCUGAUGUUUGUUUUGUAGAGCUUGUAACUGGUUUCCAGAGCUAAAAGGCUUGCAUCAGGCAUUGUAUUCUUUUUCAAGUACCACGCAUUCAUUGCUAAUUCAGAUAUGAUCCUCUUUGAUUCACAGUUAAAAGGAAUUUCUCGUUCAGUUCUUCUGCUGCUGGCGGCACAGACGACAGUGUAGAGCAAACAGCUAUCAAAGUAUCGCUUAAAUGCCCCAUCACAUUCAGAAGGAUAACGUUACCAGCCAGAGGCCAUGAUUGUAAACAUAUCCAGGUAUGUAACUUAUACGUAUGCUUGGCUUACAGGGUUUUGUUUAACAUCUUGAAAUCCAUCUGAUUACAUUAUGUUUUCCAAGGUAGAAUUACAGUAAACAGUUCAGUAUGAUAAAGUGUGGCAAUAGGAACAUGGUGUAUGCGUGUACAUGUACUAUUUAUCAAAUAUGAGACCGAACCAUUACAAAUACCCUGAAUCCAAAGUCAAAUACCAUUUUCUUAGACUUGGAAUGUCUGGCUGUCGUCCAGUUUACUGAAUUCGCAACUCCAAUCUGUUUUUUCCAUAGUGUUUUGACUUAGAAUCGUAUUUAAGGCUCAACUGUGAAAGAGGAAGCUGGAAAUGUCCUGUUUGUAGGUGAGUGCUUCAGAAGUAACUGUUAUUGUUGGCAUUUCUGUUCUUUUUGCGAGAGCUUAAGCUACUUUUAAUUUGAUGCAAAUCGUUGAAAAUAUUCAUGUCAUAGAAAGGAAGUUUUACAUUGUGAUAAAACUCCAGUUGUAUCAAUUCAGUCGAUGGGAUUCAUGUGCCCGAGUGGUUUCCCCAUAGUUAUAGAUCAGAGGAAGUCGCAAGGCUAUUAUAAAAGCAUUUAAACUGUUUUAUUUUAUUUUCUACCACCUUUAACUUUCCUCCUGUUUUUUUUUUUUUAACUCUAAACUUAAUCUAUUUUCAAUUUUUUCAUUUUUCAGCAAAGUUGCACUUCUUGAAGGACUCGAAGUGGAUCAGUUCAUGUGGGGCAUCCUAACAACGUCCAGGUGGUUGCUAUAGUUACCAUUUCACAAAAAAUUGAUCGGCGACGUGCACAGUUUUUAGACAGACAAAUUCGAAUCUAAUGCAGUUAACCAAAUGAAAGAAUAUUAUUUAUCGUUUUGGAGACUUUUAAAUUAAAAUCCUCUAGGUAGUUAUGAUGUUGAUAAGACUGCUGUGUUGUUGAUCAUAGAGCAUUCCACAUUAACCGUAGCGACUUCUUACUAUUUCAGCUCUGAUGUGGAAGAAGUAACAAUUGAUCCAAACAGUCAAUGGAAGCCUGUUCCUGUUAAACAGGAACCAAAAGAUGACGAAUGUCAAGGACCACAGCCGGCUAAGAAGGCUCGACCGUCUCCUCCUGACUCGUUACCGCUCUCUGGUGUCAGGACACCCACAUCACAAAUGUCCAGCAGUAGUGGACACUACUCGCCUUAUCAAACGCAACCACCGUCUAACCCUGGUAUGGGUGCACCUACUCCUCCUGGACGGACACCCCCUGAGUCUCACAGCUCAUCAGGUGGAAACCAGCUGCAAGAGCAUAACGCUAGCAAUUCUGCAACGACGCAACCAGCGGCAUCUACGCCCAGUGGUGAGUGACUAAGCAGUGUGCUGUCGAGAACAACAUUUAUUAUAUACGCUUUUAUGGUACUUUGUCUUUAAUAUUUAACCUCUAAACGCAUUAUAAUUCAAGAGUGUCUUUGUUCUACUUCCUUAGGUGAAAAGAUGACACCCAGUCCAGUCACUAGCCAAGCCACGACGCAAAGCAGCAACCACACUCGAGGUCCCGCCACUCCUCAAACUCCAGGGAGUCAUACAAAUCCAAAAGGUGCUGCUGAAAGAACGCAGCACUCGUCAAGCCUCUCCCAGCCGCCUGUGUCAGGGAAUGCUGAUAGCAUUGCCGCCGACCUCGAACACGACAAUCUUCCGGACGAUUUUAACUUUGGUGUUCUGGAAGAUCAUGGCGGAGGAACUGAUGGAGUGGAAGGCGCUUUAGACGUAAGUUGAUAUCCGGGGGGAUGUAGAUUAUUCUUUACAUAAACUAAUUUUCUUGUUUAAUGGACUGUUCAUAUGACAGUGACAGCUGUGAGCGUAAAUCGUUGUUCUGCUCUGAACCUCUCCAAACCUUUGGUUUGGCGUUGGGUUGUUCUGCAUGCCUGAAAGCAAGUUAUCACUCUAACUGUGUACGUGCGCGCAAAAACGGGUCAUUUUCGUCGUUAUGUCAGUGCUGCUUGCAUGUACGAAGGUCUAAGGAUCGGAGGUUAACAUUGGCCAUGCAUCGUAUUCUGACGUUGAGUGUGGUUACAAUCUUAUAGGUUUUACCUGGAACCCUCGACCCAGAAGAGCUUUUCAACUAUCUGACGCCGUCCGACCUUCCCAGCGAAGAUAUCUUGUCCAUGUUCGAGUAGCUUUGUCAUGGUGAUGUCGUUCGCUCACAGGAAAGAUUCAUGCUAGAAAUAUUUUACUUUGCUGUACUUGAAAAUAGAGCGAAUAAUUUGUAUUGAAGGGGUAGGUUGAAAGACCUCUACGUACUUUUUUUGUAUAGUACAAAUAUUCUCAAGUUUACGUAGUUAAACAAAAUUGAUUAUUGCUAUAAUACAUUACUAUUUGGAAUGUUUUCUGUUUUUCUAGUGAAGUUUUGUCCUUACUUUUAUGUGUAAACUCUUUUCAAUUUUCAUACUUCCUUUUGUGAGUAACUCUUUUUUUUUCUUAUCCAUCACUUCGGUUUCGUUUCGUACUAUAAUCUGAUAUAAGGAGCAAGGAAAAUUUUCUUGGUUGCGGCAGUUUUUUAUCCUGGAUAUCUUGGCGGUUUGUGCUUUUUUUACAGGCUGUGUAGUCAAAGCUAUAUUAGUGUCGUGGUGUAUGUAUAGUGAUAAGGAAGCUAUGAUUUGGGUCAAACUCAAGCUGAAAAUUUUAUCUAACAGAGUACUAAGAAAGAGGGGCCAUUUCCGUUGUGAGUCACACAAAGUACUCCACUUUGCACCUUGUACUCCUCAGGUGCGGGUGAAAGACAAAGAGAAUUAUUAAUCAUUCCAACAUUUGGAAUUAGUUCAGUAAAUGCUAUAAUAUAUGCAUAAAUAAAUUAAAUGGGGCAUGUAACCCUCAUUGUGUACAAGCAUAGAAAUGAAGUAGAAGUAUUCUUUUUCGUUUUAAUUAGAGGGAUUUAUAGGUUUUAGUUACACGUAGGUAGCGCCAUGACAGAAGUAUUAGAACAAAAUGUAGUAUUGUGUUAAUGAGAUUUAUCGUAGUAAUGAUAGCGUUUAGGUAUAUUAUCUAGAAAGGGACACGCAUGAUACUUGUUUCAUAAUCUCCUCUGCAGAACAUUCCUUCGUGGAAUAACGUUGACCAAGUCAGUAUUCUUCUUUCUUUCUUUCUGGGAUCUCGACUUUUAAUUUUUUUUAACUGUCGGUUUUAUUAUUCACAUCAGUCAAGAGUCUUUCGCCUGAUGAAAUAUUUUACCACGUUUUUUUAUUGUAUUUUUAUAAGUACGAGGUACAGCUCAGUAUGAGCUUCUCAUUUCUGCACUUCAAUGUUAUCACUCUCCUAAGAAGGACUUGACUUUUGAUGACUCGUUGUUGUCAAAAUGGAAGAUUCAAGCAAAAGAUUUGUCUCGAGAAGCGUCUUUUCCUGUCUGGCAGUUAGUACAAAUUUCUCGAACUUUUGUGUGCACAUUCAAAUCUUACUUUCAUCAAACGCUUGAGCCAUCCAAUUUCUUUUCACGUGUGAACAUUCAAAAACCUGUUACGAAUUUGUCUUCCUUUCAAACCAUUUCUGUCCUGCAGUAUGAACAGUGACGACUUGUCUUUCACGAAUUGGUUGACAGUUUUCCGUCUCUUCUUUUUUUUUCCACAUUCUUUUCUGAUUCAUAAUGUUGCAAGAGCUCGAACUUUACUUUCUUUUCCAGUCACAAUUUUCUUUUUCCUUUGAAAACUUGCUUCAGAUUGUUCGGGUAGCAUUUAUUUCAGGGAGAAUACUUGUAAGCAAAUUAAUUUAUUCAGAUUCCAGGUAACAUGAUGUGUAUUCCUUAGCCAUUUCUAAGUUCAGAGACAAAAUAAAACAUGACUAAAAAAGUAUUGCAAAGAGAGUCUGGGCGAAGACUGCCGACGGUUUGUGCGCGAUUGUUUCCCCCCGUACGACUUUCAGAUUUAAGAAGACGUUAUUAUACGUAGUUGCGCUUUAUUUGGUGGCAUUUAUGUCGUGCUGUACAUAAAGUGAACAUGUAUUUAUAUAUCUAUAAAUAAUGUAUAUCAAAAUAUGAUCUAGUCUUUGUAAAUACUCGUAUGGAACGCAUAUCUGGAAAAAUGAGAUAGUUGGUUGGUAAAAGCCGCAUUUCUGUUACUGUCGUAGUUAGCCUUUAGCCCAAGAUGUUUCAAAAUGUUAGGGAAAGACUUUAAUUUAUAGUAGUGCCGUAGUUCGCAGAUUUAUUUGGAUAACACAUCAAGUACUGGCUACGAAAUGAGCACCACUCCAAAACCCCGUCUGAAUCCACCGUAAUAAGAUUGAAGUGAGUUCGGAAAUCUGUUACAUAUUAUUCUCUACUUCUACAAGCGACGCCGGACAUUUUAUGACGAUCGUUUUCAGGGAAAAAUGUGUUCAAUGUAAGUUCGAGAUUAUAAGCGAAGUAAAUCAUUGUCAUCUCUCUUGUAGUAUCGAUAGCAUAGUAGAUUUUAUACCUAUUUAUAACUUAGAGUGUACAACUACAGUUCUGUAGGAGAGAACAAAUUCUUACGAAGAAGGCUACGAUAGACUUAUUAAAGCCGCCUGUAUGUGUAGAUAUUCUAUAUCUAAAUUUUAUAAGAAAUAAAGGUCAUUCAAGUCUU
Pocillopora meandrina is the source of this 17281-nucleotide messenger RNA. The record is from the annotation of a GenBank genome assembly. Lineage: Eukaryota; Metazoa; Cnidaria; Anthozoa; Scleractinia; Pocilloporidae.